AAAAGGUCAGCCGCGUGAAAUAGUUUCACGGAUAGUUCAUUCUGUGAUUUGAUUUCGUCUAUAGGUCAAAUUUAUCAAAUUUGGCACCAGAAUCAUGGCCGAAAAGAACUGGCCCAUACACACACUCCAAAGGGACGUCCCUCCAAAGGGCAGAUGCCAAGCCACAGAAAAGCAACAGUCCAUGGGACUGCAGAUCCUGAGCUCCACGCCGGAGCACUCUUCCGGCGCGUCCACGGCCACGACCGAGUCGGGUGCCGCCGGCCGGCUGCCGACGACGCUGGGCCUGCCUGUCGCCAUCCCCGACGAGGCCGUGACCUCGCGCUCGGCGUCGGCAUCGGCGCAGUCGGCGUCGUCGCGGUUCAAGGGCGUGGUGCCGCAGCCCAACGGGCGGUGGGGCGCCCAGAUCUACGAUCGCCACGCGCGCGUCUGGAUCGGCACGUUCCCCGACGAGGACGCCGCGGCGCGCGCCUACAACGUGGCCGCGCUCCGCUACCGCGGCCUCGACGCCGCCACCAACUUCCCGCGCACGGCCGGGUCGACGGAGCUCGCCUUCCUGGCGGCGCACUCCAAGGCCGAGAUCGUCGACAUGCUCCGGAAGCACACCUACUCCGACGAGCUCCGCCGGGGCCUGCGCCGCGGCCGCGGCAUUGGGGGGCGCGCGGAGCCGACGCCGUCGUGGGCGAGGGAGCCCCUCUUCGAGAAGGUGCUGACGCCGAGCGACGUCGGCAAGCUGAAUCGCAUCGUGUUGCCGAAGCAGCACGCCGAGAAGCACAUCCCCCUGAAGCGCGCGCCGGAGACAACGACCACCGCUGACAAGGCCGUGCUGCUGAACUUCGAGGAUGGCCAGGGGAAGGUGUGGCGGUUCAGGUACUCGUACUGGAACAGCAGCCAGAGCUACGUGCUCACCAAGGGCUGGAGCCGCUUCGUCCGGGAGAAGGGCCUCGUCGCCGGCGACGUCGUCGUGUUCUCCUGCUCAGAGUACGGCCACGAGAAGCAGUUCUACAUCGACUACAAGAAGACCACGACGGUGAACAGCGGCGCGUCGGCGUCACCGCCGCCGCCGGUGGUGGAGACGGGCAAAGGAGAACAAGCCCGUGUCGUGAGGCUGUUCGGCGUCGACCUCGCCGGAGAGAUGAGGGGGCUAGCGGCGCCGGCGGAGCUGGAGUUGUUCAAGAGGCAAUGACAUUGGCGAGUAUGAUUGGUUUUGCUACACCAAUUGGUAUUGUGGUAUUCCCCAAGCAGUUACUCCCUCCGUUCCUCUAUGUAAUGCGCAUAGGUUUUUUGGCAUUAUUUCGAAAUGAAGUGCGUAUUAGCUA
Messenger RNA from Aegilops tauschii subsp. strangulata, 1316 nucleotides. RefSeq names its product AP2/ERF and B3 domain-containing protein Os01g0141000. The record is from RefSeq and is a predicted model, not a curated record. Gene Ontology annotation, molecular function: DNA-binding transcription factor activity; DNA binding. Lineage: Eukaryota; Viridiplantae; Streptophyta; Magnoliopsida; Poales; Poaceae. Gene Ontology annotation, biological process: regulation of DNA-templated transcription.